GCAACCUCCUUUUCAACCACGCCACAGACUCCUUCUAGACCAGUCGAGUCUAGCACAGCAGCUGCGACUGAUUCUGGUGGUGCAGAUGCCACAACUGGGUCGUCGUUGAAAACGUUAUUGGAAAAGGAGGGAUCUGUCGGUUCGGCCUGCUCUCAGCUUCUUGCAAGCAUGACCGCAGAUACCGAAAUCAGUUUCGCCGAUCUAUCUGCGAUCACUCAGAAGAUGACAUUGGAUCUUGCCACCGAUGAACGGGCUUUCUUGAAUUGCUUGUUGGAGCUGAAUGCAUACGACCGGCAGCUAUGGGAGAAUAUGCAAAGGAUCUCUGAUGUUGAUGCAAAAUUGGUUUCAUUAGAAGAAAAGCAAAGCAAAAUGAUCUAUAAUAUGGGAUGUAUCACUGAAGAACAAAAAGCGCUAGACUCCGCUGUCACCGAAUUAGAGAAGGCGCUAGGUCUCCCUGACUGGACAGAUCAGAAUCACGAUCUCCCUGUAGACGCCUUUCUCGGCCACUCCAAUAUGCAAAUGCUGAUCAGUGUUGAUUCACAAAUCAAAGAGGCAGAUUGUGAUCUUCAGGAGAUUAUCGACCAGGUACUCCCCUCUUUAAAAAUAAGUCCACUGAGUUCUGUGACUGUCAACGUUGAAAUGUAA
Cooperia oncophora is the source of this 645-nucleotide messenger RNA. NCBI's taxonomy places the organism in Eukaryota, Metazoa, Nematoda, Chromadorea, Rhabditida, Trichostrongylidae. The record is from the annotation of a GenBank genome assembly.